AAAAGGGUACGCGCCGGGCGGGGACGGGCGCGGGCAUGAAGCUGGAGGUGUUCGGGUCCCGCGAGGGCCUCGGGGACAAGCCGGGGAGUGACCUGGAGGGGGCGGGCGGCCGCGACGCGCCGUCUCCGCUGUCGGCCGCGGGCGACGACUCCCUGGGUUCGGACGGGGACUGCGCGGCCAACAGCCCGGCGGCGGGCGGCGGCGCCGUGGCGCUGGCGGGCGGCGGCGAGCGGAGCGCGGGCGGAGGGCCGGGCGCGGAGGAGGCGGGCGCAGCAGCGGCGGCGGCGGGGGGCGCGGGCGGCGGUGCGGGCGCGCGCGGCAAGCCGUACACGCGGCGGCCCAAGCCCCCGUACUCGUACAUCGCGCUCAUCGCCAUGGCCAUCCGCGACUCGGCGGGCGGGCGCCUGACGCUAGCCGAGAUCAACGAGUACCUCAUGGGCAAGUUCCCGUUCUUCCGCGGCAGCUACACUGGCUGGCGCAACUCCGUGCGUCACAACCUCUCGCUCAACGACUGCUUCGUCAAGGUGCUGCGCGACCCUUCGCGGCCCUGGGGCAAGGACAACUACUGGAUGCUUAACCCCAGCAGCGAGUACACCUUCGCCGACGGGGUCUUCCGCCGCCGCCGUAAGCGCCUCAGCCACCGGGCGACGGCCCCGGGCCCCGGGCCGCGGCCCCCGGACGCCGCGCCUCCGCCGCCCGCGCCCGCCGCCCCGGCGCCGGCCACGCCCCGCGCGCGGUCGCCCGCUCGGCCCGAGGGGCGCGCCAGUCCGGCGGGCAGGUUCUCCGGCCCCUUCGCCAUCGACAGCAUCCUCAGCAAGCCUUUCCGCAGCCGCCGCUCCGGGGACGCGGGCCCCGGGAUGCGCCCACCGUGGGGCGCGGCGCCCUGCCCGCUGCCGCCCGCCUAUCCCGCGCUGCUUCCGGGCGCGCCCGCCGGGGCCCUGCUGCCGCUCGGCGCGUUCGGCGCGGCCGAGCCGCCGGGGCUGGGCGCGCGCGGGGCCGAGGCGCCGCCCCUCCUGCUCGCGCCCCUGGCCGCCCCGGCCCCGGCCCCCGCCAAGCCGCUCCGGGGCCCGGCCGCCUGCGCGCACCUGUACUGCCCCGUGCGGCUGCCCGACGCUCUGCACGCGGCCUCGGCCCGCGCGCCGGGCCCGCACCUGCCCGGCCCGCCGGAGACGCUCCUGGCCUGAGCGCGACGGAGCCGGCCGGGAACGCGGGCUCCGGGAGAGGGUGGGGGUGAGCUUUCCACCCAGAGAACGGAGACCGUCAAAGAAAACACCUCCACCAAACGUGCCUUAGAGCUAACGCCUUCUGAUGCCAGUGUCCCAACUCGGUCCCGGACAUUUCCCUUCGUCCUUUAUAACUAACGUCACAGCGGAGCAAAGCAGCGCUUCACAACGGUCUCGUUUCUUGACCAAGCCUGUCCCUGCCCCCUCCACGGAGACUUCUCCCUUCCUAGUGUCCAGGCUCCGCCUUGUUCCUCCUGUUUUCGUUGCACCGUCCAGUGAUUUGUCCCUUAAAAAGCAAAACAAAAACAAAAAAGCACGUCAGGGAACCAUUCCAUGGGAUCCAUGAUACGACUACUGCGGGGGUACCGGCCCCGCUCCUUGCACGCGUGUGGCAUCUACAGGUGUGGCUGAGGGCGGGAGGGGCCGGAGGACUUCCAGACAUCCCUCUGCUCUUGACCCACGUUUCACUGUGCCAAAAAUGAAAAAUAUAUAUGUUGUUGGGGUUUGUAGUUAAAUUAUUUAUAUAUUUUUGAAACCCAAAUUGAAAAUGUUGCAGGCAACGGUUACGGCUUUAUUCGCGGUUGGGUUCUCUCAUAACUGUGGUCUCCUUGGGCCAAACGGUUUCUUCCAAGGACAAGUUAACAUUAUGCAUGUGGGGUGCCAGGACCACUGCCACGUGAAAGCAAGUGUGAUUUUUAUUUUUAAUAUUAUUUUAUUUGUGUCUGUGUACAUGUUCAUGUAUGAAUGUUAUGAAACCCAGGCAUAGUGCUUAUUUUUUAAUAAAACUCACA
Messenger RNA from Balaenoptera musculus (blue whale), 2014 nucleotides. It is a transcript of the gene FOXQ1, whose product is annotated as forkhead box Q1. The transcript has a single exon. The record is from RefSeq and is a predicted model, not a curated record. Gene Ontology annotation, molecular function: DNA-binding transcription factor activity, RNA polymerase II-specific; RNA polymerase II cis-regulatory region sequence-specific DNA binding. NCBI's taxonomy places the organism in Eukaryota, Metazoa, Chordata, Mammalia, Artiodactyla, Balaenopteridae. Bases 36 to 1184 code for a protein of 382 amino acids. Gene Ontology annotation, biological process: anatomical structure morphogenesis; cell differentiation; regulation of transcription by RNA polymerase II.